CUGGUCUUAUGUACGCCACUAUAGCCGGGAAUCUGGAAGUAAUGAGGGAACUGCUGUCCGUUGGCGCCGAUGUCGAGGUAACGGAUGAGGAAGAAAGGACAGCGCUGAUUUACAGUAUCGUCAACAAACAGACGAAAGCUGCCAAGACUCUCCUGGCUUAUGGUGCUGACAUUAACGGCAGGGGCAUCGAUGGUGACACGGUGCUCAUCGAGGCCAUCAAACAGGGUCAGGAGGCCAUGGUGGAGGUCCUGCUGCAACACUGCCCGGACAUGAGCCUCGAGAACAUCAACCGAAAGACGGCCUUCACAAUUGCCCGAGAAAGAAGUAACAAAAACAUAAGGGCAAUGAUUGAAGCCCACGAGUCCAUGACGUGCAGUGACAAUGGGCUGGCUUACAUCCUUGGGAGUGUGAAGUACGACAGCUGCCGCCAACAACAGUGCUGCCACGGCAUCUGGAGGAAUACCGGCUUAGCCUUGGCCUCCUGCGGUACUCCGUGCAACACGCCAGGGACUCGCCUCGGCACCUGCGUGUUGGUGGGCGAGUGCGUGAGGCUCGAGCAGGUGUUCCUCGUGACCAACGCCGCCGGAGAUGUGGCCAGGACCACCAAGUUCCUCGUCGACCACCGGUGUGACACCAGGGAAGGUUCUGUUUACGUUUGCUGUCCAAAAGCCUAAUGUGAAAAGGCUUCCCUGAAGUUCCAUCGGCGCCAGUGUUGCAAAGGCUGAAGAUAUCGCUGGUGAUGCUGCCUCUCCUCUUCAGACGCUCAGGAAAAUUUUUAAAAUUUCAGGUUCAGAUCGAGUGUCAGGAAUAAGCCUGUUUUUGUGCGUGUAUGUGAUUGAUUU
Molecule: messenger RNA, 842 nt
Organism: Penaeus vannamei (Pacific white shrimp)
Lineage: Eukaryota; Metazoa; Arthropoda; Malacostraca; Decapoda; Penaeidae
Product: ankyrin repeat domain-containing protein 23
Biological process (GO): protein K6-linked ubiquitination
Cellular component (GO): BRCA1-BARD1 complex; BRCA1-A complex
Molecular function (GO): protein binding; ubiquitin-protein transferase activity
Source: RefSeq, a predicted model, not a curated record